CAGCAGCUGCCCUUGCCCAACCGGUGACCCCUGUGCCUCGCUUCCAACCACGGCGGAGUCAGUCAAGCCCACCCUCUGCAGAGUUGUCAUCUACCUGCAGAAGGACAUGUCUGGGGACACCUGCCUGGCCAGCGUCUGUCCCCUGCCAGGAGCCAAGCCCAGGAGCUGCAGCUUCAAAGCCGGCAGCCCGGGCAAUAAGUAUGUGCGCCUCAAUGUUGGCGGCUCCCUGUACUACACCACAAUGCAGGUGCUGACAUGGCAUGACACCAUGCUGAAGGCCAUGUUCAGCGGCAGGAUGGAGGUCCUCUCCGACAAGGAAGGCUGGAUUCUCAUUGAUCGUUGUGGGAAGCACUUUGGGACUAUUCUCAACUACCUCCGUGACAACACAGUUGUGCUGCCCAAAAACCGGCAGGAGAUCAAAGAACUGAUGGCAGAAGCCAAAUACUACCUCAUCCAGGGGCUGGUUGACCUCUGUCAGGCUGCCCUGCAGGACAAGAAGGAUUCCUACAAGCCAGUCUGCAACAUCCCUGUCAUCACGUCCCCCAAGGAAGAAGAAAGGCUCAUCGAGUCCUCCAUGAAGCCUGUAGUGAAGCUGCUUUACAACAGAAGUAAUAACAAAUACUCCUACACGAGCAACUCUGAUGACAACUUAUUGAAGAACAUUGAACUGUUUGAUAAGCUGUCCCUCCGCUUCAAUGGGCGGGUCCUCUUCAUCAAGGAUGUGAUUGGUGAUGAGAUCUGCUGCUGGUCCUUCUACGGGCAGGGGCGGAAGCUGGCUGAAGUUUGCUGCACAUCCAUAGUCUACGCUACCGAGAAGAAGCAGACCAAGGUGGAAUUCCCCGAGGCCCGGAUCUACGAGGAAACACUGAAUGUUCUGCUGUAUGAGACCCCCCGCGUGCCCGACCAUUCUCUGCUGGAGGCCACAAGCCGCAACCGAAGCCAGGCCUCUCAGAGCGAGGACGACGAGGGCUUUGAGCUGCGCGACAGGGUGCGGCGCAUCCACGUGAAGCGAUACAGCACUUACGAUGACCGGCAGAUUGGCCACUAGACCCUUGUGGUCAGUGUUGAAGGGCAUCUUUUGCUCAGAAAAGUCCCCUGGUCACAUCUCUGGUAUUUAUUUGCACCAGGCAGGACAGCUAGUUGUGAUUUUGUGCCAACCAAUUGAGCACAUUUGUGACUUGUCACGUUGCAAGAGGAUUGAGGGCCUGGUGCUUUUUGAUGCUUGUUAGCUUGAGCAGCAUCUCUUAAAUGAAGUGUCCCUUUUUCAGGCUCUGGAAGCCUCGGUGGAUUGACUAUCUCCCCCCCCCCCAUCUUCCUUCCCUUGUCAGCCCCCCUCUCCCAGAUGCUGCCUGAAGGACUCGGACUGAGUUUGACAUCCAGAUGCUGAGGAUGACCAGAAGGUGGCCCAGCGGCUCUUUUCCUCUUUAAGGGAGACUGGCCUUUGUUGCUAAACUUGAGCAGAAUUUGAUUCUGAAGGAUCCCUGGGAAGCUUCCUGCGCCCUCUUGCCUAAAUCCCUUGCGUUGGGGGCACCUGCAAAUCCUGGCGCUGGCUCCCCUCCCCCCACCUUGGAGCUGGGUCCACAGAGGCCCACCUGCCACUCAUUCAUGACUGCCCUGUGAGGAACGGCUGCUGAGCCUGCUCUUGGUCAGGUUAUCCUAAACCAAUUGGUUUUUUAAAAAAAAUUAUUUUAGUAUAUUGACAAAUAAAAUCAGAGUAAGAAGCAGAGAAUGGGAAACUCUCCGAGAGAUUGCAAAGGCUGUUGGUAUACUAACAGGUGGGUGAGGUUGAAGUUGGGCUGAGUCUGGGUCAUGGUGAGCCAUCCAGAGUAAUGGAUCCAUGCUCAAAUCAAAGGGCUUGCCAGGAACUCAUAAUCUUGCACAAGGGUCUGCUCUCCACCUUGGAAGUGCAAUAAGCCCUAGCCUCCCCCCAUCUCAGAGCACCAUAAUCGUGGAUGUGGGAGAUCCUUCAUGUGCCUUCAAAGCGCCAUGCUGCUACAUGCACAGGCCAUCGCCCCCCCGCCAGCCUUCUCGCACUUUGGCUUCUGUGCAAACCAGAUGGAAUUUCAACUUGCCACUCUCUGCUGUCCAUGGUAUUCUGCCUGCACCGAAUAGGAACCAAUUAGAUAUGCUACUUGGCAACAUGCAUAUAUUAUGCAAACUCAUAUUUUUGCAUACUUUCUCUGCUAGCCAUUGUGGGGAGAGCUAAACUAGACACUAUAGCAUGAUCAUGAGAGACGUUGUUGAGUCCUUCUCCCAUCCAGCUCUGUUUGCCUUCUAACAUUUUAAUUUGUCAUUGUUCACACAUUGACAAUUGUGUCUUCAGUGCCAUGAGUUCUAGAAUCCUGACUGUUUUAAAAGCUGCAAUUUCUGCAUGCCAAGUCAAAUCUUGCAUUUGUACAUGAUGGCAGAUUUGAUGCAGCUCCAACUAAUGUUCCAAAAGACACAUUUUUUGCCUGUGAAUUAUGUCAGUUACUUGCAUUCUGCUGAAUUCAACAUCUGUCAUCUGUUUUUUCCCUGCUCUUUUUUUGUGUAUGUGUCAUAUAACUGAGAACAUAUAGUGCCAGGAUGGAUUCUACACCUUUGAAAUGCAAUUGAGUCUGAAUGUAAUCUUCCCUUACUCAUUUCUCAAAAAAGGAACAAAAAAUACGUUCUUUUCAGAA
This is a messenger RNA of Heteronotia binoei (common prickly gecko), 2660 nucleotides long. RefSeq names its product TNF alpha induced protein 1 (gene TNFAIP1). Lineage: Eukaryota; Metazoa; Chordata; Lepidosauria; Squamata; Gekkonidae. The transcript is spliced from 6 exons. The record is from RefSeq and is a predicted model, not a curated record. Gene Ontology annotation, biological process: protein homooligomerization; protein ubiquitination; proteasome-mediated ubiquitin-dependent protein catabolic process. Gene Ontology annotation, cellular component: Cul3-RING ubiquitin ligase complex. Gene Ontology annotation, molecular function: ubiquitin-protein transferase activity; protein binding. Bases 107 to 1048 code for a protein of 313 amino acids.